AUGGCCGGGAAGGUGGCGCUGCUCCUGUGGGCCCAGACCCUCGGCCUCGCUGGUGCCCAGACCACCCAGCUCCUGGUGGAGCCCCCCUGGAGGCCGGCGGUGCCGUGGGACCGGGUGACCCUGACCUGCCAGGGCUCGGGGACCGCCGGUGCCACCACCUGGUACAGAAACGGGCAGCGCUGGGGGCAGCAGGGACGCACCAAUGUCACUGUCACCAUGAAAGGCAUUUACCGCUGUGACAGACCUGGCACUGGGCUCAGCCCCCCUGUGAUUGUCUCAGAAGAUGAUCUGGUGCUGCAGGUGCCGGCGCGGGCGCUGCUGGAGGGGGACACGGUGACACUGCGCUGCCGGGGCUGGUGGAACAGCACGGUCACCUCGGUGUCCUUCUACCAGGAGGGGAAGGAACUGGGGGUGUUCCCCGAUGUCACUGAGCUGUCCCUGUCCCCUCUGCAGCUGAGCCACAGUGGCCACUACAGCUGCAGGGGCAAGGUGGGAUCCUGGGGGUGGAGGGAGUCACCACCAGUGACAGUGACAGUGCACGGAGUCCCGCUCUCGUGGGUUUCCCUGUCAGCACAGCCCCCCGGGGGACAGGUGGCACUCGGGGACAGCCUGGUGCUGAGCUGCACGGUGGCCGUGGGGACAGGUCCUCUGUCCUUCUCCUGGCACCGGGAGGGCUCGGGGGCACCGCCUGGCACUGGUCCCUGCCUGGAGCUGAGCCAGGCUGGGGACAAUGACAGCGGCCAGUACCGGUGCCGGGUCAGUGACGGGGACAGCGUGGCCGAGAGUGACCCCCUGAAUGUCACUGUUCUGGUGCCCGUGGCCAAUGCCACCAUCACCCCUGGUCCCCUGUCACGCCAGGUGCAUGCAGGUGACAACGUGACCCUUCACUGCUCAGUGCAGGUGGGCUCAGCCCCUGUCACCUUCACCUGGCUGCACAAUGGGCAGGAGGUGGCAGGUCCCCUCCUGGAGCUCGGUGACAUCGAUGUGGGACAUUUGGGCACCUACCAGUGCAUGGCCACCAACCAGCUGGGACAGGACGGGCACCGUAUGUUCCGGGCACUCAGCCCUGAGCUGGCCCUGGAGGUGACACCUGGCUCACACUGGGUCACAGCAGUGGCUGUGAAUUUCAGCAGGACCCUCCUGUUCCUGCUCCUGCUCCUGGCUGUCAUCAGGGGCUGUCACUGCUCUCAGGAAAUGCCAGGACAGGGCCCCCCAGAACCCCCUUAUCCCCUGGAGGAGGGGGAGGGGCUGGACACCGAGGGGGCAGGGGAUGAUCUGGUGCUGCAGGUGCCGGUGCGGGCGCUGCUGGAGGGGGACACGGUGACACUGCGCUGCCGGGGCUGGCGGAACAGCACGGUCACCUCGGUGUCCUUCUACCAGGAGGGGAAGGAACUGGGGGUGUUCUCCGAUGUCACUGAGCUGUCCCUGUCCCCUCUGCAGCUGAGCCACAGUGGCCACUACAGCUGCAGGGGCAAGGUGGGACCCUGGGGGUUGAGGGAGUCACCACCAGUGACAGUGACAGUGCACGCCCCGAUCCCCCUCCUGCACAUGUUCUACCAGGACGGGAAGAUGGUGGGAGACCCACAGGGGUCCCCACAGCUGCUGGUGCCCGCCCUGGGGUCUCCCACUCGGGGAAUUACAGCUGUCAGCGGCACCCUGAGGUGGGUGCCCGUGGCCUAUGCCACCAUCACCCCCUGUGCCCUGGACGUGACACCGCAGGACAGAGGGACACACAGGGACACAGUGGCCGCAGGGGUCGGUGGGGCCCUUUUCUUCCUGCUCCUGCUCGUGGGUGUCAUUGUGGCCUGGAACUGGUGGCACCGUGUGGCUGCCAGGAAGAACCAGGAAAGGUGA
Messenger RNA from Agelaius phoeniceus (red-winged blackbird), 1854 nucleotides. The record is from RefSeq and is a predicted model, not a curated record. Lineage: Eukaryota; Metazoa; Chordata; Aves; Passeriformes; Icteridae.